Grosmannia clavigera kw1407 is the source of this 3402-nucleotide messenger RNA. RefSeq lists its product as uncharacterized. The record is from RefSeq and is a predicted model, not a curated record. NCBI's taxonomy places the organism in Eukaryota, Fungi, Ascomycota, Sordariomycetes, Ophiostomatales, Ophiostomataceae. Bases 1 to 3402 code for a protein of 1133 amino acids. The transcript has a single exon.
AUGGACCCGGUCGCGACCAGCGUUGAGGACGCAGCCGCCCUCGGCAUCCAGCUAUCCCAGGACCUGUUUCUUCUUGCAUCCGAGAUCCGCAGCUUUGAACAUCAGAUCAACCGCAUCGCACAAGCGUUCACCAACCUCAAUCUGGCGCUUGCCGACCUGAGCUUAGCUCUCCAGUUGCAGGACCAGCGAAUAUGUCUGUCCCAGGCCUUUUUGGCACACAUCAGUGCCCUCGUGAGCCGGAUCCACCGUGUUCAGACUUCUUUCCAGUCCCAGCUGCGUGAGAGCAACAGCCGCAAGCGAAGCAAAAAGGGCACCAGCAAGCUGGACCGCCUCAUAGCCCUCUUUCCUGGCUCCGAUGCUGCCGACCGUCUGACCGAGAUGGAGUGGAUGAAGAACACGCUUGCUCUCGCCGCUACCACUAUCCGCUUGUCUACUGUACAGGCAAGGUCCGUAUCCUGCUUCCUUAGGCCUCUCCUUCUCGCUCCUCCCCUUGUCUUUGUCCUGACCUUCGUCGUCUGCAGUCCCGCAGAUACAGGUGCUGGCGCAUCGGUACGCCGAAGAAUUUACCAGACCACGGCUGAGACGCUUUGCCAGGCUGUUAUCACCUAUGUACGAGAAAUCGACGACGCCUUGGACGACGAUGCAAGUGACGACGAUGAGCCAUCGGGCCCCGGUCUCCUGCUUUUCUCUACGGCCCAGAAGGACAGAGCGAAGGGCCAACCGUCGGAAAAUUUGGACGCCGCAGACUGGAUAUACAACUUCAUCCAUAGCCACCUGAGUCCUGCCGAUUCAGAACCGGCCCCGUUGGUCCAUCUCCCCGCCACAACGGUCAGCUGGCUUCUGCAGGAGGCUGUGUAUGUACCUGAAGAUCAAUCGCAUCCCCAGGCUGUCGACGAACAGGAACAGGCGGCACCGGCUGUGGAAGCUGAGGACUCCAUCGCACCUCUUGUCAUGCCACCACCUGUCACUUCACCGCCUGUCGCUGUACCACCCAUCUCUCAGGUUCCAGGCUCGAAGAAAAAGAAGGGCAAGAACAAGGCUGGAUUGUCCCGGCCCGUCCUGGCUGAAAGUGUCGGUAAACCCACCCUGAAAGAUGCCCCCGAAGCUCCGAUAUUGGGGCCUAGUGAGAAAGGCGGGGAGGUGCCAGUUCUAAAAGAGACUGCUACCCAAGGCCGUAAUAGGGUGACUUUGGAGAACAUCCAUGAAGAGAUUCAUGAGGAGGUCCAGAGGGAGGUUCAGAAUGCUGUUUACGAAGAGACCCGUAAGGAGACCAUUAAGGAUGCCCGCCAAGUGGUGCACAAUAACGUGGCGGAUGAAAAGGAGGCGACAGACAGAUUUUUCGACGUUGAACCCACGAUUCCUGAAACGCCCAAGGCGUCUGAAAUGGCAAACAGGCCCUUCCAAGGGCAUAAUGAAAGACUCGAAGAGGAUGAUCUUCCACCUCCAUAUCCCAAUUCCGACGACAAUUUCUUCGUCAGCCCUGGUCCUUCCACAAACAGCUACGGCUCAUCGCCUGCUUCAUCGUCGCCAUAUCAGACAUCGGGCACCUAUGGCGAUUACUCUGACAUGGCAACCUACAUACCGGGGCAGCCCGGUCCCUUCUUCCAGCCGGCUGGUUUCAAUAUUGUGCAGCAAUCGUACCACCGCAAGAACGACAACAGGUCCAAACAAUCUCAGGCUUAUGAAGAGGACAACACCCGAGGGAUCAACCGCCGGGCUUUGCACGGCCAGCGCAAGGACAAGUCAGCCGAAGCUCCGUUUCGUGGAGGCGUCAUGCCGCCAAGAAAACAGUUGGCUGCCGGCCCCGUCUCAGACAGCGAGGACUACGAUGACAGGCAACUUGAAAAAGUACUACGCUACCCCGAGGUAGCCUCUGGGGGUGGAAACUUGGAGAUCAGCAGGCGCCGACAGCCCAGGAGGGUCAAUAGGAGGUCAAGGUCGGACAGCGACGAACAAGAUGACAUCAGCAGUGCUUACGGUCUGAACGGGCACGAAGAUGAGAGCCAAGGCAGCGACAGGUCCGAUGGUGGCACCGAGAUUAUCUUCCACUCUCCGGUCUCUUCAGCAGCCGCUAGUGUUGGCAACGGCACCAGCGGAAACCGGAGGAGAAAGAAGCACGCAAACACCAACACGACCCGAGGUGCGGUUUCUUCGCAGCACUCGGCACCGUCGUCGAUGUCAGAAUCCCCGCCACCCACUCCGCCGACGCCACCUACACCAUCCCCCGCACCAUCCAACCUGAGCAGCGGCAGCUCGAGAAGCAGUCAUGAGACAGAUAGAUACAGAGACACGCACGGCACUGAAGACGGUAGAUCGAAUUGGGACGACAGCGAAUCACAAUUCUCCCCAGAGCCACAGAGAAUGUAUCCGCCAUCACCACCAUCGCCUGUUCAUCCGCCCGAGCCACCGCUCUCGAAGGCGGCAGCAAUGCAGCCACCUCCGGCGUCGCGGAAGGGCCCUUUCUUCCGCCCACCACAGCCUCAGCAACAGAACAUGCCAGGACCGAAUCCAUUCUCACCACGCCGCGGUCGAGGCAGCAGCGCCAACGUUCCGCCGAACAUGAACAUGGGCAUGAAUAUGGGUCCGGGUAUGAACAUGGGUCCUGGGAUGAAUAUGGGCCCUGGGAUGAAUCUGGGCUCUGGGAUGAAUCUGGGCUCUGGGAUGAAUAUGGGCUCUGGGAUGAACAUGGGCCCGGGUAUGAAUAUGGGCCCGGGCCUGAACAUGGGCCCAGGGGUGAAUAUGGGCCCAGGCUUGAAUAUGGGUCCAAGCAUGAACAUGGGAGGAGGUAUGGGAAUGGGCAUGGGAAUGGGUGUACCAUUUGGCGCCAACGAGGCGCCAUGGGUUCCAGUCUGGAGCGAUGCUGGUCCUCCUGCAACACCCUUCAUGGCGGGACCAAUGCCGCCUAACAGCCCUGGCUUUGGCUAUGGAUAUGGUUUCGGGAGCAACGGCGGUCAAAAUUGGAUGCACGCCGAUCCCAUGGCUCCUCCUCCGAGUGGUGGUGGCGGCGGUGGUGGCGGGCCGUGGGGCUCGCGAGCUGGUGGCAUGUACAAUGGACCAGACCGGGGACAUGCCGUGGAUGACGAUGACUACGGCCAUGAUGGUGGGCCGCAGCCGCAGCGACCUUAUACCGGCCAGAACUGGAAGUCUCGUGGUCCGGCCGUUCCAGGUGGCCGAGAUGGACGAAGUAGCAGCGAUACCGGUCAACAUAGACAGCGCCAGCGACCAGGGCCUCCGUCGUUUGGAUCGAGACCAGACGACGAUUGGCGGCACAGCAGAGCGGGAAGCAGCGAUAGCCGUGGCAGCGGUGGUGCUGCGUUCCCCCAGCAUGGCUCGUUUGGCCGCGACGGUGGUCGAGACAGCGCGGGCUGGAAUGACGCAUACCACCCGGACGACGAGCGCUGA